AUGAACACACAAGCGGCGUGGGAUGCUUUUGUAUCCAAUUUCCUAUUCUUUAUAAGUUAUAAGGGAAUCCGUCCGCACAUAUUUUUGGCGGGCACAACUCAGUUAAUUGAGGUGAAGAAGCUGCAAGCAGCAGAUGGACGGCCCCGCGAGGUGAAGAAUUGUGGAGGUCGGAAAAAAAGGCGCCUUGCCGAUGAAGAGGCAUCGCCGUUGCCGCUGCCUGACCUUACACCCUACACGGAUGUCGUGGCUGACGCCUCGGAGAUCGGGUCGCCGGAACAGCAAGAGGAGGAGGCUGAAGUACCUCCCAUACUGGGAGCUUUGGCGCCACGUCCUGGUUCGGCGCACGGCUUCGAUUCUGUAUGUCAGCGCUUUCUGGAAGAUAGUGACAGCUGGUAUGAAGGGCUUGGUGCGCUGCAACCCGACCAGCGGGAGGAAGUGGUCGGGCUUCGACUGACCACAUUGGUCUUGCGUCUUGAAACUCAAGGGAUCGGCUACCGGACGUACGAGGACACCGUGGACUUUUUGGAUGGGCUGGGCGUAACCUUUCGCCGCCCGAUGGCUCCUCAGAGCGAGACCACUCGCAUGAUCAUCUACGAAAGCCGACGCCUGGCGCCGCACUUCCUCAAGAAUCUGCUGACUAUGGCGGUGUCGAUUGCCAUCAUUCUGCAGCGGACCAUAGCCGACAAGAAAGCCAGGUCGGAGAGGAGUGGACACAAGACAACUGUUCAGCUGCUGGGGAGAGAGAUGCUGGACCCAAGCAUGCUCCUGUUCAUCAGUUUGCGUUACGAUGUUCGCAUUCGGGGCGUGCUGCGAUACGCGCAUGCAGCUCAGAAGCAAGCCAUGUCUGGAUGCGCGAAGCUUGCAAUGGCGGUGGAGACGCUGCAAGUGCUUCGUGCGUGCUCGGCUGCUGCGCAGGGCUUGCUUGGAGCUGCGCGGUCAUGGCAGCUGCUCGCUACGUUCAUGGACGGGUGCACGUGGCCAAGGGAGGAGCAGGCCACGAGGGCCCAACGUCAUGCCUUCAUAGGCACCAUGGCCAUGGAAGCUGCUGGAAAGAAGCUUCCGACGGCGUGCAAUGUUCUUCUGGAGCUGUUAUUCAAACGCCAGAUCCGUGGCUUCAGAGGACUCGGCAUGGGCCUGCAUGAGGAGGACAUCCCAGAGCAUCUAUUGACGGCCAAAGGCUUGCAAUCAGACGACAUCCCAGAACCCCCCGAGGAGGACGAGGAUGUGCUCAGUGAGGCUGAGGCGGUGGAGUCGGAUAUGACGCUGCAACAGUGGCUGGCUCAUCAAAACCAACUGAAGUCAAUCACAGGUGUCACCACAGCAGCCGCGGGGGAGAUUGAAGACAAAACUGUGGAGGAUGCUGGGUCGAGCGAGAGCGAGGCGGAGAAGGAAACCCUUGACCGGGAUGGCGACUCAGAUGAAGACGAAGGGUCCUGCUCAUUUUCUGGCUCCUUGCCUUGGCCCGCAACAUGCAGUGACUUGUCGCAGAUCGCUGCGAAAAUGGGCGAGGAAACAACGCGAUUGUCUUAUGUGUUGCGCAAACGCGUGGACAGUAAUGGACGUCCCUGUGUCGUCGUCAUGGAGACGAACCAUGCGGAAUGUUUACAGCGGCUGGCAGGGGUCCUUGGCCGCUGGUGCUGGGGAUACGAGAAAGCUGCGGUGACAAUUCCAGAUCCGCCAGCACAGCUUUUCCUGGCUCCCAGUCCCACAGAGUUGUGGAACAUGUUUAGCGCCUUGAAGCAGCUGACGUCAGAUGUGCUUCCCUCGUUGCCAGACUGGAACAAAACCUCGCUCUAUUUGAAGGACAUGGUUCUGCAUGCCUGCUUGCUUCAGGUAAAGUUUGAGGUCGUUGCCAGCAGGCAUGCCUGGCAUCCGUUAUACUUGAUGCACGCCGUGCUCAUGUGGAGCAUGAAUUCCUCGGCGGCUUGUGAAGGCGUGGGGUCCACUGUCAGGUUCAUAGAACGCAAACACAAGGUGGGCAAACCUCUGUCUACAGGGCAUCUGGUCCGUGCAGCGCAGCUGCGCCACCAUGGCGUUCGUGGCGGUGUCGCCGACAUCGGAUUCUGCUUCAACGUCUGGCAUGUCUACAAAAGCGAGCACAAGAAAGUACGGUUCUUCAUUGGAGAACGUGCGAGGGAUCGGCGCAGCUCUGAGCCAGGACGCCUCAGCCUGUCAUUGACACUCCAGCGUCGGCGCUCGGAGCGAGCUGAACUGGCAAAGCACCGCCGCUGGCUGGGAAGCCCGGUGACGGUUUUGGGCGGUACAGUCCCGACGACCUUGGAGAUGCAGAAUGGACUGCCACAGCGUCGGUCCUGGCUCGAGAAGCAGCCCUCCUCGGGAAAGCCUGUGUGGGAACUCUUGACAGAGGAGGUGCUGGCCAUGGGACGAGAAAAAUUCGCAAGCACACUGCGAUGGCUCUUCCCCUACAUCAAGGUGGACAUGCUCCAAGGAUUCCGCGCAGAGGCGUACCCGUUGAAACCAUUCUGGUCUGACAUCGGCCUGGUUGCGAAUGACAUCAUCGACCAGGGCUUCAAGCACACCCUGCAUGUGCACCCGAUCCUGGGAGCAGAGGGCGGUGUGCAGAGCGGCAGCGGGAACGUCUUCAGCUACGGUGCAGACGGUGGGCUGAUUAACUCCACCAGGCUGGCGGCCAUCUCUGUCUGCGCAGUGCUGUACACCGUGUUCGCGCUGAACGGCGGCGGGGAAGUGCGAGCAGGAAUUUACGGUGCUGUGGGUGGCUUGAUUCUAGGCUGCGGUGUUCAUCGUUGGGUUGACCUGAAAGCCAUCACUGUCGCUCUGACCAAGCAAGCCGCGAACACCAGGGUGUCGGUGAAGCUGGAUGUCAGUGAGAGUCAUGCGAACGUCCAGCGCCUGGCCCAUGCCAUGAGCCAGACAACGAUGGACCGCCGGAUUCACCGAAACCAGCGACGGCCUCAGCGGCAACCGGAGCCGGAGAGGCCAUUUCACCCACGAUUCGGGUCCUUGGGCAGAGAGUAUUACGGCAUACUCGAAUAUCUCCCAGCAGAUGCCUUGCCUACAGUGCCGCCGAGAGCAACCCAUAUGUAUGACAUUAUCAAGCGCACUGAUGGUGUCUACAUCACCGUAUACCUCAAGAAAAAAAUCUUCGCCGUGCGGCACCCGAAGUUCGAUCCCAUGACCUACGAGGUGAGCAUGCGGCAAGUCGGAGGCACCAACUACUCUUGGUUGCUCGCAAAGAGCGUGUCCCUGGCCUGGGCGAAGCUCUUGAUCGCUGAGCCGAACGUGAUGUUUAAGAGGGUCCAGGAGGUCGCAGAUGGCGUCAUUGACGAGCUCAAAGGACGCAAAUACUCCUGGCAAAAGGCCAUGUGCAGUGUGCUGUGUGUCCUGUGUCGUGUGCUGCGUGCGGCGUGCGCACAGCUCUUCCCUUGCGCAGUUAGCAUGACGCUUUGGGGUUCAGUCGCCAAAGGCUUGGAUCCCGUGACCAUCGCAGAGGGCAUCCUCGGACUGCUUGGGGACGCCAAGACGGCAACUGUGAAGAAGGUGAUCGACAUGCACAACAUGAAGUUCUUCGCCAACAAGGACCUGUGCAUCACCGGCAAGUCUGAAUCCAGAUUGCUGAAUAUCGCUGCCAUGCCAGCAGAAAUCCGGAUGUUGAUUCGCAAGAGGAUCGAUGAAGUGGGUUUCCGCAAGUCCGGAUGGAGCAACAGCGUCUUCGAUUGCCCCGCCUUGUAUGUGGGCAAGACAGUUGGCAAGUUUUCCAACGCCGCCGUGGAAUCCUUGUACUUGGUCUCAGAGGCUUCGCAACGGUCUGCUGUUGAGUGGCUGCAUCAGGAGAAGGAAGAGGAGCAGACACAGGGCGAGGCUUUGCAAAAGCACCUUCGAAGAAUUGUCCUGGGGACGAACAUCGCCGCCAAAGCCCUGCAGCCUGCUGGUGCAACCAAGGCAGAGCUCGAGAAAUGGGAGCAGGAUGUGAUGCAGGGGAAGUACAACAAUGCGUUGGACGGCUUGACUUUCCCUGAGGACUUCAAAAUGCUCGACCUCGCGAAGCAUUUGAAGGGUACCAUUGAUGUGAUGUGUCACAUCAUGGACCGCCUAGAGGACGCGAGGAACACAGAGAAAGAUGAAGCUGCCAAGAUUUUUGCCCAGAAGAAGCGCGAGGUGCAAGCAAAAGCUUACAUUGAGGGUCUGGCCAGCGACGUGGCCGUUUACAAAGACUUCCGUGCAGGGCUGGCGGGCAAGGUGGAAAAGUUCCGGAAUGCAGUGGAGAAGGCCAAAAACGACAGAAACGACGCAGAGAUCGCUGCAGCCCAACAGCUCUACAGGAGCUCUAUGCGCUUGGAGUACGGCGAAAGCCCCAAGAGGACUGAUCCGGCCAAGGAUGCGCAGUUCGCAGCCUCAACCAGGGCGCGAGCUGAUGAAUUCUUCAAGGAGCGCUGCCAGCAUGCACCUGACGAGAUCGUGGAGCUCUGCGUGAUAGACUUUGCCGGAAGCGCGAUGAAGCAAAAGGCAGUGACCCUCGCCCUGUCCUGCGCGUCCCACUGGAGCUCUGUGAAGCUGAUCGGGCACCCCCGGGUGCCCACGAAUCGUGCCAAGAAAGUCAGGACGGGCAGGGCUGACGAUGGUGAUGAGGAGGACCCGGCAGCUGGCGAGGACGAGCCGAUGGAGAAUGAGGAGGAAGAUGAGACCCUCCCGAGUGUCCCAGCCCAGGGAGCGAUCAUGCAGAGCAAGAUGCAGAAGCUGGGCAGUUUGUCGAAAGACAUACGGCAGUUUCGCAAGGAAAUGGAGGCCGAUACCCUCCACUACGAUGCGCCAUUCACAGUGAUGUUCUCGGAGGGUAGCCGAGCGAAGGCUCGGCAAUUCUCUGUCCUCGUGCCCAAGGCAUCGGCCAGCACCGGGGGUGAGAAGUCAGCGUGGGACUGGCUGGAGUCGUCCAUCCUGCUCGAUGGAGGUCUCGUCCUUUCAGAUUCCAGUCCUCAAUCGUAUGUGCGUUGCUCACCGAACGCAGCAAAGAAGGCAAGAACAUCCAACACGGUGGAGCGUGUCUCCAUGAACCAGGCGUCUGAAAUUCAGCGAGCGCAGCUGGGCGCUGUUGCAGUUCGCAAGUUGCUGGAAGCCUUUCUCGCUGACCUUCCCUCGGAAACUGCUUGUGUGCAAUUCAGCUGUUUGCACUUUGGAGCUGGGUGCUGGCCGGAGGGCUUCGCACAGCUUUUGAGGCUGGAAGCUGGCAAGGACAAGCCGAAGAUCCUCAUGUAUGGCAUGGACACCGCGGAGCACUGCUACGCAGUGGCGCAGACACGCUGUGUGGAGGUGUUCUUGAACGCCUUCGCUGCGGAUGCCAGACUGCCUGGAAGUGAGAAACUCCCAGCACGGGUCAGUGUGAAGCCGCCGGAUGUCAACGCCUUGGCAGGAGCACUUCAGGCGCAGAUGAAAUCAUGCAUGGUGUUGCGUGAUGGGAGCCUGCUCGUGCAGCAGCCGCCUGAAGACCUGUCCGACAUCGAGGAGUUGAAGCUGGCCUGGGGCGAUGCUAGAGCGUUGGCGGAGCAGCUGGGCGUCCCGUCGCUCGAGGCACACACUGGUGAGUCUGGUGAAGUCGUGUCGUUGCAGAAGCAGGCUACGCAGUUUGUGCCGGACAAGGAAGACUUGGAGGAGGACGCCGCUCAAGCUGCUUGGACACCAAAAGAGUUCUACGAGGUGUUUAUCGAGGUGCAGGAAGGGGAGCGAGUGGAGAAGAUCCCAGAGCUUCAGCUGGUCCUGGCCAAGCGGAUCCACGAGGAGGAGGACGAGGAUUCGAGUUGCAUGGACAGCGACGAGGGUGAGAGUCACAAGAACCCGAAUGAGUGCCUGUAUCUUUUUCUGCGAAACACUUCCCAGAGCGACAUCACCGCUGAGAGUAUCUUGGUGGACCUGGGAGCAAGCUGCUUGACGCAGAUCUGUGGUUGUGGAAAGAGUACUUUUGCGGUGGAGGGUGCAGCGGGCCCAGCCGAAGGACGAUGUCUGGAAUGGGGCUUCUCAGCCAGAUCAGCUACACAGUGCAUCAUUGCCUUCGAAGCGCCUUCAAGCUCGUUGGGUGCCGGCGGGCUGAAGGCGACAAGUGUGACAGAGGCUCUGAAAUGCUCCGGUGUGCGUUUUGGUGAAUCUGCUUCCCCAGACUUGUUCGUCUGGAACUUCCGGAGCACUGUUGGGCCCAAUGGUGUGCAACUUAAACGCCUUGCCCCAGCAUACUCGCGAGUCAGCGAGGAUGCUGCCACCUUGACGCGCUACAACGCAGGUCGCUAUGUGAUCCCGUCCAUAGAGGAAGGUGGCAAGCCGGCAUCACCGUCCGACAAGCUCUUGGCAGAUGGACUUCAGCUGCUGCCUGUGAUGGUCGUGAGCCCCAAGGGCGUUGAGCAGGCUAUGGGGUCUAAGGAGGACCUUCCUGAGAAGCCAACCCAUGUUUUGAGUCCUGCAAACGGCGAUGUUUCCUGGCGAAUCUUCACGUCUGCACGCUUGACUGUGCCAGCAGGCCAUUUCAUGGCUGUGUCGAACGUUGAUGUCAUGGCGCCAGAAGAGCAAGAUCCAGUUGAAGACUAA
Molecule: messenger RNA, 6549 nt
Organism: Symbiodinium sp. CCMP2592
Lineage: Eukaryota; Dinophyceae; Suessiales; Symbiodiniaceae
Source: the annotation of a GenBank genome assembly